Trichobilharzia regenti is the source of this 483-nucleotide messenger RNA. Lineage: Eukaryota; Metazoa; Platyhelminthes; Trematoda; Strigeidida; Schistosomatidae. The record is from the annotation of a GenBank genome assembly.
AUAAAUAGUACCAUUGAAUGUGGUCAGCAAUUCCUUGUUAUGUCUCAGUUGGUUCAGUUGUACUAUGUAUUCUUUAUUCAAUAAAUUAUUGCACUUAGACAUAGAACAGCUGAACCAACUGAAACGUAACAAGGAAUUGCUGAUCACACACCCUGAUAAAGAUACUGAAAUAGUCCUAAUGGAUAGAAAAGAUUAUAUUCAUAAAGUGUUAGCAAUUCUUUCGAAAAACAACAAUUUAGCUGCACUUGACAAAGAAAAAUACAAAACAAAAAUGCAACUCACUGGGAUAAUAAGAAAGCUAAAAAGUGGUCAACUUAUCUCUGAAAAGGUCCACGACAGCAUUCCACCAACUGGUUCGAUAAUACCCUGAAUAUAUCGAUUACCAAAAACUCAGAAACAGGGACUUCCGUUGCUCCCUACUUUGUACAUGUUCGUAUUUCCAAACCAUCCAAUUACAAAAUGGUUUGGAGAACUGCUAUAGCC